This is a messenger RNA of Brassica oleracea var. oleracea, 1975 nucleotides long. Its product is annotated as pentatricopeptide repeat-containing protein At5g16420, mitochondrial. Gene Ontology annotation, cellular component: chloroplast. Gene Ontology annotation, molecular function: protein binding. Bases 57 to 1649 code for a protein of 530 amino acids. The record is from RefSeq and is a predicted model, not a curated record. Lineage: Eukaryota; Viridiplantae; Streptophyta; Magnoliopsida; Brassicales; Brassicaceae. The transcript has 2 exons.
UCGCCUUCUCCUAAUGAGACACAUCCUCGUCAAUUCGCCGCUCCGAAACGGCAACGAUGUUGAACCCCACGCGCUUCCAUCAACUCCUUCCUUCCCGCCUCUUCUCCGCCGCCGCCGCUCCGCUCCAGCAUUACUUCACAGACAAUAAGCCCCCGAUCAAACCGUGGCCGAAGCGUCUAUUCCCGAAGCGUCUAGUCUCCAUGAUCACCCAACAGCAGAACAUCGACCUCGCUCUCCAGAUCUUCCUCUACGCCGGCAGAUCACACCCCGGAUUCACCCACAACUACGACACCUACCACUCCAUCCUCUUCAAGCUCUCCCGCGCCCGCGCUUUCGAUCCAAUAGAUUCUCUAAUGUCAGAGCUUCGCAACUCGCACCCUCCGAUCAGAUGCGGCGAGAAUCUCUUCAUCGACUUGCUCCGGAACUACGGCCUCGCGGGCCGGUUCGAAUCCUCUCUAAGAAUCUUCCUCCGGAUCCCUGAUUACAACGUGAGACGCUCGGUUCGAUCCUUAAACACGCUCUUGAACGUUUUGAUACAGAACAGGAGAUUCGAUUUGGUACACGCCAUGUUUAAGAACAGCAAGGAGUCUUUUGGAAUCACUCCGAACAUCUUUACUUGUAACCUCCUCGUGAAAGCUCUUUGCAAGAAGAACGAUGUGGAGAGCGCCUACAAGGUGCUCGACGAAAUUCCCGAGAUGGGUCUAGUGCCGAAUCUUGUGACUUACACGACGAUUUUAGGCGGGUAUGUAUCGAGAGGGGAUAUGGAAGCGGGGGAGAAGGUUUUGGGAGAGAUGUUGGAUCGUGGGUGGGAGCCGGAUGCGACUACUUAUACUGUUUUAAUGGAUGGUUAUUGUAAGUUGGGGAGAUUCGAUGAGGCGGCUAAGGUGAUGGAUGAUAUGGAAAGGAACGGGAUUGAGGCUAAUGAAGUGACUUAUGGUGUUAUGAUCAGGGCUUUGUGUAAGGAGGGGAAAGCCAGAGAGGCGCGGAACAUGUUCGAUGAAAUGCUUGAGAGGAGUUUCAUGCCGGAUUCUUCUCUUUGUUGUAGAGUUAUCGACGCGCUGUGCGAGGACCGGAAGGUGGAUGAGGCUUGUAGUCUGUGGAGGAAGAUGUUGAAGAAGAACUGUAUGCCUGAUAACGCGCUUCUCAGCACUUUGAUUCAUUGGCUUUGCAGAGACGGGAGAGUUACUGAAGCGAGGAAGUUGUUCGACGAGUUCGAGAAAGGCUCGAUCCCGAGUCUCUUGACGUACAACACGUUGAUCUCGGGGAUGUGCGAGAAGGGAGAGUUGACGGAGGCGGGUCGGUUAUGGGACGACAUGGUCGAGAGGAAGUGUAAGCCGAAUGCUUUCACGUAUAACGUUUUGAUCGAAGGGUUGUCCAAGAAGGGGAAUGUUAAGGAAGGUGUCAGGGUUCUUGAAGAGAUGCUGGAGAACGGUUGUUUUCCUAAUAAAACGACGUUCUUGAUAUUGUUCGAGGGGUUGCAGGAGUCAGGGAAAGAAGAGGACGCGAUUAAGAUUGUGUCCAUGGCUGUUAUGAGCGGGAAAGUUGAUAGAGAAUGUUGGGAGCUUUUCUUGAGGAAAUUUGCUGGUAAACUAGACAAAGGAGUGGUGGUUCUUGAGGAGCUGCUGUUGCAUGAAGUUUCUGUCUCUUGAAGAAGCAAGGGUCUGAUCAAUACUCAUUGAUCUCCUGAAGAUGAAGGUCAAAAGGGAAGAAAACGCAGCGACUCAAGCCGCUCAUGAAUCUGGUUCAAGCUAUCUUACAUUAACCAUCCAUGAGAAGAAUUACUGCAACCAUUCCAAUAAUCAUUGUUACAUUAAUCAAAAUUGUUACAUUACACAUACACCUAAAAGAAAAGUCUGAUCUGAGAAAUUGAAAAACCAAUAUUAAAAUCUGUUGUAGAAUUGUUUUAGUUGUUAAUUAGAGUCAUAUGCAAUGUUUAGUUUAUAUUUUUAAUCGACUAGUUAAUGAUAAUGUAAUA